Messenger RNA from Penicillium canariense, 1179 nucleotides. RefSeq lists its product as uncharacterized. The transcript has 2 exons. Bases 1 to 1179 code for a protein of 392 amino acids. Lineage: Eukaryota; Fungi; Ascomycota; Eurotiomycetes; Eurotiales; Aspergillaceae. The record is from RefSeq and is a predicted model, not a curated record.
AUGGCCCUCCCCAUUAGCAGUCCGUCCCCAAAGGUGGACCGCUUCCAACAGGCGAUGCAGUCUCUCUAUGGCAGCUUCAGCAACAUAAUCGAACCCGACAAGUGGACCCCGCCUCCAAAAUCGGGUGGCCAUCGCGGCCGAUAUCUAUGGACGGACGCAUUCGGAGUAAUCAACCUGCUAACCAUGCAUAAAGAGUAUAGAAAAGCAGGCGGCGAGUCGUGUCAGGAUGACCGAUACCUUGUGCUGGCGCGCCGACUGAUCCAGACCGUCCACGAAGUAUUGGGUCGCACGCGAGAUGGACGGUCGCGAUUACCAGGAGCCACAGACCAAAACCCUCUCGGCGGCGGGCUGCGCAUUGGCAAGAUGGACGCGCAUGGAUCUGACUGCGAUGGCCAGUACCACCACUAUUUGACGGUGUGGAUGUUCGCACUCAACCGGAUGGCCGUAGCGUCGGGCGACAUGAACUACAACCGACAAGCGGUGGAGCUGGCGCGCGCCAUUCACCCAAAGUUCUUCGUCGAUCGCUCGACUGCACGCCCACGGAUGGUCUGGAAGAUGUCCAUGGAUUUAUCCACCCCGCUAGUCAGAUCAGAGGGCAACUUGGACCCCAUCGAUGGGCUCGUGACCUUUCGUCUACUUCAAGCGACAGCCGCAGAAGCUGGGGAUGGGCAAGUCUUGAUGGAGGAGAUCUCUGACUAUAAACGAGUGAUGGAACGGAAGGGCGAGCAUUUUGUCUCCAAUGACCCACUGGAUUUGGGCAUGACCUUGUGGACGGCGCAUUGGUUCUCGGAAACGGAAAGCUGGGCAUCGAGUUUGGCAACCAGAUGCUUCGAACAACUAUACGAUCUGUUUGAGAUCAACCGGUACCUCGAGCGUAACAUCAACCAUCGCUUGGCGUUUCGUGAAUUUGGAACGUGCUUGGGGCUGCAAUGCCAAGCACAGCAGACCACUGAAAAGGAACGAGCUGUCGAUCUCAAAACAUGGUCAGAUACAAUCGUUGCUGCGUGGGAUCCAUACAUGGAACUUUCCAUCUCCGAAGGUCUCACGCCGGAGGACCUACGGCCCAUCACACGAGUUAUGUAUGCCUCGGCUUUGAUCCCCGGUGGUAAGUGGUCCCCGAAGCCUAUCAUGAACCCUUCGAGGCUAGGCCGUGGCUUACUCUCCUCGGUUUUCUGCUAA